AUGGAUUGGUUUCAUUGCAACCAGUGUUUCCGAAAACAAGGGGACCAUUUCUUUGUCACCAGUUGUGGCCAUAUUUUCUGUAAAAAAUGUGCUACUCAGGGAAAAUGUACAAUUUGUGGAACUGCCUGCAAGCAUCUGGCACUUUCUGAUAAUCUAAAACCUCAGGAGAAGAUGUAUUUCAGAAACCCAAUGGAGACAGCUAUGCGGUAUUUCAGCCAUAUCUCUCAGGUGUGGAAUUUCCAGAAGAAACAAAUUGAUCUCCUUAUUGCCUUUUAUAAACAUAGACUUGCAAAAUUAGAAGCAAACAUGCAGGAGUUACAGCAAAAAGUUACCAGCCAGGACAAAGAACUGUCUGUUUUAAGGAAGGAGAAUAAAGAAUUGAAGAAAUUUCUAGCACUCCUAAAGGAAUCUCCAAGUCAUUACCCAGGAAGCAGGUUGCAUACACCUCGACCAGUUUGCAUUACUUCCCCAUCACAGUCAGUUACUCCACGACCCAGUGCUCAGCUGAGUAGCCAAGUAGUUAGUCGCCCCUCAUCGGUGGAGUCUGACUCUCUUAGAGUGACUGGCUUUGGCAGCUUGGGACAAGGAAUCAGAGAUCUACAAAGAAGUAGCACUCCCAGAGACUCUUACACUGAAACCCCUUCACCAAUUUCUACCCACAGCUUUUCAUAUAGACCUUCACCUGCCUCUUCUGGACAGGGAACUGUUCCUUUCAGACCAUGUCUAAAUAGAGAGGAUUCAGACCAACUAAGAAUCAUCUCACCUAGAAAUUCUGAUCAGAGGGAGAAUAGAACCACAUUAGAGAGAGUUCCUGGUUUCCAGCCACCAGUCCUACAAGAGAGCCUUUACUUGUUUGCAAGAAAAACUCAUGGUUAG
Suncus etruscus (white-toothed pygmy shrew) is the source of this 876-nucleotide messenger RNA. RefSeq names its product ring finger protein 212B (gene RNF212B). Bases 1 to 876 code for a protein of 291 amino acids. Gene Ontology annotation, biological process: homologous chromosome pairing at meiosis; protein sumoylation; reciprocal meiotic recombination. The transcript is spliced from 13 exons. NCBI's taxonomy places the organism in Eukaryota, Metazoa, Chordata, Mammalia, Eulipotyphla, Soricidae. The record is from RefSeq and is a predicted model, not a curated record. Gene Ontology annotation, cellular component: synaptonemal complex. Gene Ontology annotation, molecular function: SUMO transferase activity.